AUGCAACCGCAGCCCUCCUGGACCGAGCGGCCCAGGCCCACACAAAACCCCUCUGGCUCCAGAUGGCCCGCCUCAACCCGCCACCAGCCGGACCCCCGCUGCGCGCCGCACGCCUGGCGGUACGCCCAGAUCCGGCCCGGCCUGCUCGAGGCGGGCGACCUGGCCCCGGGGUCCCGGGCGGAGCGCCGCGUGCUGAUGCUCGCCAACCCGUCGCGCGACCCGCCCUUCACGGCCGACACGCUGUACGAGGGGCUGCAGCUCGUCAUGGCGGGCGACACGGCGCGCGCGCGCACCGGCACACGGCGUUUGCUAUGCGGUUCAUCGCGCAUCACGAUGCGGCGGGGGGACGUUAUCGUCACGCCGAGGUGGAACUGGCAUGACCACGGCAAGGACGGGUCCGGGCCUAUGGUCUGGCUUGAUGGGCUUGACCUGCCUUGCUUCCAGCACCUUCCGGUGCAUUUCGUGGGGCACUUUGCCGCGCCGAGAUACCCGGCCGAGGACGUCGACUCGGCCUCUUCGCCGCUGGUGUUCCCUUGGUCGGGGAUGAAGACGAGGCUUGAUGGUGCCCCGGGGGACUGGGCUGAGCUGCGGUACUUGAAGGGCGAUGGCUCGGAAGUGAGCAAGACCCUGGGAGGGGCUGCAGCCCGUAUCAACGCAGGCAGGGCGAGCCCAAUUGUGCAGGAGACGGCAUCCUCUGUCUACCACGUGGUAGAAGGUUCGGGAUACACCACGAUCGGUGGCAGGGUAUUCAACUGGGAGAAGGGAGACACCUUCUGCAUCCCCUCUUGGUACCCGUACCAGCAUUUUGCGAGUGGCAGCAGUGACGGGGCGCCAGCUUGA
Messenger RNA from Diaporthe citri, 840 nucleotides. RefSeq lists its product as uncharacterized. The transcript is spliced from 3 exons. Bases 1 to 840 code for a protein of 279 amino acids. Gene Ontology annotation, molecular function: dioxygenase activity. The record is from RefSeq and is a predicted model, not a curated record. Lineage: Eukaryota; Fungi; Ascomycota; Sordariomycetes; Diaporthales; Diaporthaceae.